AUGUCCUCCACCAACACCGCAGCCCACCAGGCGGCCCUCGCUCUUUUGCGUCGCAGUUUUGGCGACAACGAUACCGCACUACUCCUUGGCGGGAUACUCCCGAUAACCAAACACGCCUUGUGGAAGGAUUCGUUAGCACGAUCGAUCUCUCGGUCGCCGAAGCUACGGCCGCCCAGAAGGCAUUGGAAGAACGAGUCACUUAAAUGUCUUCGCACGGAAGAGCAAGCCUCAUCCCUGACGACACAUGAUCGCACCCUCCAAGAUUCUCUGUGCAUUGCUCAUGAUGAGAUCGCGCGCCUCACGCACACUUUAGAGUCGGAAACUCGAUCGGCUUCUCGUCUGAAGUCGAUCAAGUUGGAUGUUGCGAAAUUCGAUGGAGGGAAGUCUCACAAACUCCUCAGCUGGCUUUUACAAGUCAGCACUUCUGCUGAUGCCCAGCGUAUCCACGACGCCACCCGCGUGGUUUUCGCGAUGUCGCAUAUGAAGGGUCGUGCAGAAGUGGGCGUUUUCCAAACGCUUGAUGGACCACAUUGCUUCCUGUCCUUUGCGGUCUUUGAGUCCGAACUAAAGCAAGGGAAACCCUCUCUUCAAGAGUUCAUCCAUGAUCUUCGCUUCUUGGCAGCGAAUAUUGACGAUGAAGAGUCACUCCCGGAGCCUCUACGUGUGACCGUUUCCAUGGACGGUCUCAACCAAGGCCCGGCGCGCACCCAGCUGUUUCGCGCCUACCCGGACACCUUCGAAUAA
Molecule: messenger RNA, 744 nt
Organism: Aphanomyces astaci
Lineage: Eukaryota; Oomycota; Saprolegniomycetes; Saprolegniales; Verrucalvaceae
Exons: 3
Coding region: 1-744 (247 amino acids)
Source: RefSeq, a predicted model, not a curated record